AUGGCGAUGAAUAUCAUGUUUGAUGUUCUUGGAAGACAGCGCACUCAGCAAUUUCAUCGAGAUUUUUCCGUGUUGGAAGAUUUUACCGACAACCAAGUCCGAGCGAGAUACCGGUUUAGUCGAGAAAACAUCGUUUUUAUAGCAGAUUUAGUACGAGAUGAGCUGGAGAGACCUACGAAAAGGAGCAAUGCCCUCUCUGUUGAAAUGCAGCACGGUGGAUUUCCCGGUGUAGUUGGGUGCAUUGACGGAACGCAGAUUCGUAUCCAGGCACCGACUCAGAACGAGCCCACGUUUGUCAAUCGGAAGGGGUACCAUUCCAUUAACGUGCAGGCAAUAUGUGACGAGAAAAAAAAAUUAACAAACGUGGUCGCAAGAUGGCCAGGUUCUACACAUGACAGCCAUAUAUUUCGUAUGUCGGACAUCAAGCAGUAUUUAGAGAUUCAUCACAGGACUUUGGCGGAUGGUUUGAUAUUAGGCGACAGUGGCUAUGCAUGCCAGAAAUAUUUACUGACGCUCUACCUGAGACCAGCCACCAUCCAACAGGACCGAUACAAUGAAUGUCAUAAACGCACUAGGACAAGGAUUGAGCGAGCUUUUGGGGUGUGGAAAAGGCGUUUUCAUGUUUUGCAUGGAGAAAUAAGAAUGAGACCUGAAAGGGUAUGCAAAAUAAUAGGUGCUUGUGCAGUUUUGCACAAUUUGGCAGUGUCACUGAAGGAACCGGAGUUAGAUGAUGCUAAUGGAGUCAAUGACAUCAUAAAUGAUGCCGCUGUUUACAACGGACCUGAAGAUGGUCAUUCAGUACGGCGCCAUAUUACAGCGACCUACUUUGAUUAGACUGUAUACAUGAA
This is a messenger RNA of Pecten maximus, 848 nucleotides long. Its product is annotated as putative nuclease HARBI1. Bases 1 to 834 code for a protein of 277 amino acids. NCBI's taxonomy places the organism in Eukaryota, Metazoa, Mollusca, Bivalvia, Pectinida, Pectinidae. The record is from RefSeq and is a predicted model, not a curated record. The transcript has 4 exons.